UCCUCCUGGGGCCUGAGGCUCGCUCCGCACGACCCGCCCAGGCUCCCGCGGAAGCUCCGGCAUUUGGGGGACCGCCUCCCAGAGCCCUUGUCAGCCGGGACUGGCCAGACAGGGAUGCGCAGCAGGAGGAGGAACUUGGCACGAGACAACGCAGCGAAGCCCCCGGGCCCCUCACCCGCACGAGAAUGCUCCGGUGUCUCCAACAUUUCCUAAAUGUCUGUAAGCCUUAGCACUGAAUCCCGGGUCUGCACCUGACAGACAUCACAUGUGGAGACUCUUCUUUCCUUGUCCAGCAUCAGAGAUGCCAGGAAAGAGGCAAGGGUGGGGACGUUAAUUUACCCACCGCCCAUUUCCGGUACCAAGGCAUUUGUGCAGCAUGUGUUGAAAGUAAAGAAUCUGCCCAAAAUGUCUUCAAGGGACUAGCGACCCAGUGGAAAAGGCACCACCUUCCAUGGUCAAUAAUGAACAACGCCAGCACGCAGAGCACAUAUUCUUAUCAUUUAGGAAGUCAAAGUCACCAUUUGCAGUUUGCAAGCAUAUUUUGGAAACAAGUAAAGUGGACUAUGUCCUCUUUCAAGCUGCCACGGCCAUAAUGGAAGCGGUCGUCCGGGAGUGGAUUCUCUUGGAAAAAGGAAGCAUCGAGUCUCUGAGAACAUUCCUCUUAACCUACGUCUUACAGAGGCCCAACCUCCAAAAGUAUGUUCGGGAACAGAUUCUAUUAGCAGUAGCAGUAAUUGUAAAACGCGGAUCCUUAGAUAAAUCAAUUGACUGCAAAAGCAUUUUUCAUGAAGUCAGCCAGUUGAUAAGUAGUGGCAAUCCCACUGUGCAAACUCUGGCCUGUUCUAUUCUAACUGCACUAUUGAGUGAAUUCUCAAGUUCAAGUAAAACUAGCAACAUUGGACUCAGUAUGGAAUUCCAUGGUAACUGCAAAAGAGUUUUUCAGGAAGAAGACCUUCGUCAGAUCUUCAUGUUAACGGUUGAAGUUCUUCAGGAAUUCAGCAGGCGCGAAAACCUCAGUGCUCAAAUGUCUUCGGUGUUUCAGCGCUACCUGGCACUUGCCAAUCAGGUCUUGAGCUGGAACUUUCUUCCUCCAAAUUUGGGCAGACAUUAUAUAGCUAUGUUUGAAUCUUCACAAAACGUGCUGUUAAAGCCAACGGAGUCUUGGCGGGAGACCCUUUUGGACAGCAGAGUUAUGGAGCUGUUCUUCACGGUACAUCGAAAAAUCAGAGAAGAUUCAGAUAUGGCACAAGAUUCUCUUCAGUGCCUUGCCCAGUUAGCUUCUCUUCAUGGACCCAUCUUCCCCGAUGAAGGCUCACAAGUUGAUUAUCUAGCACACUUCAUUGAGGGAUUACUGAAUACUAUCAAUGGAAUUGAAAUAGAAGAUUCUGAAGCUGUGGGGAUCUCCAGCAUUAUCAGCAACCUGAUAACUGUGUUCCCUCGAAAUGUUUUAACUGCCAUUCCAAAUGAACUUUUCUCGUCCUUUGUUAACUGCCUCACACACCUCACUUGUUCUUUUGGGCGAAGUGCUGCACUGGAAGAAGUGCUUGACAAAGACGACAUGGUGUACAUGGAGGCGUAUGACAAGUUGCUGGAGUCCUGGCUGACUUUGGUUCAAGAUGACAAACAUUUCCAUAAAGGCUUUUUUACCCAACAUGCAGUUCAAGUUUUCAACUCCUAUAUCCAGUGCCACCUCGCUGCUCCAGACGGCACGAGGAAUUUGACUGCCAAUGGUGUGGCCUCUCGCGAGGAAGAAGAAAUAAGUGAACUUCAAGAGGAUGAUCGAGACCAGUUUUCAGAUCAACUAGCCAGUGUAGGAAUGCUAGGAAGAAUUGCUGCAGAGCACUGUAUACCUCUUCUGACAAGUUUAUUAGAAGAAAGAGUCACCAGGCUCCAUGGUCAGUUACAGCGCCAGCAGCAGCAGUUACUUGCCUCACCUGGCUCAAGCACCAGAGACAGCAAGAUGCUUGAUGAUCUCUAUGAAGAUAUUCACUGGCUUAUUUUAGUUACAGGCUACCUCUUAGCUGAUGAUACUCAGGGAGAGACUCCGCUAAUACCUCCAGAAAUAAUGGAAUAUUCCAUUAAGCAUUCAUCUGAAGUUGACAUUAAUACAACACUUCAAAUUUUGGGAUCUCCAGGAGAAAAGGCUUCUUCCAUCCCAGGGUACAACAGAACAGAUUCUGUGAUUAGGCUAUUAUCUGCCGUUCUGAGAGUUUCAGAAGUUGAAUCUCGAGCAAUAAGAGCAGAUCUCACUCACCUACUAAGCCCUCAGAUGGGCAAAGACAUUGUGUGGUUUCUAAAACGCUGGGCAAAGACUUACCUCCUGGUGGAUGAGAAACUAUAUGAUCAGAUAAGUCUGCCGUUCAGUACAGCAUUUGGAGCAGACACGGAAGGCUCUCAGUGGAUUAUUGGCUACCUCUUACAAAAGGUCAUCAGUAACCUCUCAGUGUGGAGUAGUGAGCAGGACCUUGCAAAUGACACUGUGCAGCUCCUUGUCACUUUGGUGGAAAGAAGAGAAAGAGCAAACUUAGUGAUUCAGUGUGAAAACUGGUGGAACUUAGCUAAGCAGUUUGCAAGUCGAAGCCCACCUCUGAAUUUCUUGUCAAGUCCUGUGCAGAGGACACUGAUGAAGGCUCUUGUCUUGGGUGGUUUUGCACAUAUGGACACGGAAACCAAACAGCAGUAUUGGACAGAGGUUCUUCAGCCCCUUCAGCAGCGAUUCUUAAGAGUGAUAAAUCAAGAAAACUUCCAGCAGAUGUGUCAGCAAGAGGAGGUGAAGCAGGAAAUCACAGCCACACUGGAAGCCCUGUGCGGCAUUGCGGAGGCCACGCAGAUUGACAACGUGGCGAUUCUUUUUAAUUUUUUGAUGGACUUCCUUACCAAUUGCAUUGGACUGAUGGAAGUUUACAAAAAUACCCCAGAGACUGUCAAUCUCAUAAUAGAAGUUUUUGUUGAAGUUGCACAUAAACAGAUAUGCUAUCUUGGAGAGUCCAAAGCUAUGAACCUCUAUGAAGCCUGCCUUACUUUGCUGCAAGUAUAUUCUAAGAAUAACUUAGGGCGGCAGAGAAUAGAUGUAACAGCAGAGGAAGAGCAGUACCAGGACCUGCUUCUCAUUAUGGAACUUCUCACUAACCUUCUGUCAAAAGAAUUCAUAGAUUUUAGUGAUACAGAUGAGGUGUUCAGAGGACACGAGCCGGGGCAAGCGGCAAGCAGGUCUGUGUCCGCAGCCGACGUUGUUCUCUAUGGCGUGAACCUCAUCCUGCCCCUGAUGUCCCAGGACCUUUUGAAGUUUCCAACACUUUGUAAUCAGUACUACAAAUUAAUCACAUUUAUCUGUGAGAUUUUUCCUGAGAAGAUACCACAGCUCCCUGAAGACCUUUUCAAAAGUCUGAUGUGCUCUCUGGAACUAGGCAUGACAUCAAUGAGUUCGGAGGUUUGCCAGCUCUGCCUGGAGGCAUUGACGCCAUUAGCUGAACAGUGCGCCAAAGCGCGAGACACGGAGUCACCCCUUUUUCUAGCAACACGGCACUUUCUCAAGCUGGUUUUUGAUAUGCUGGUUUUGCAAAAGCACAACACAGAGAUGACCACUGCGGCUGGGGAAGCUUUCUACACGUUGGUGUGCUUGCAUCAGGCUGAAUAUUCCGAAUUGGUUGAAACAUUACUGUCAAGUCAACAAGACGCGGUCAUUUACCAGAGAUUAGCAGAUGCCUUCAACAAGCUCACUGCAAGCAGCACUCCUCCGACGCUGGACCGGAAGCAGAAGAUGGCCUUCCUGAAGAGUUUAGAAGAGUUUAUGGCAAAUGUUGGUGGUCUCCUUUGUGUAAAAUAAACAACAAAACUUUAUGCUUAAUUUAGAGCCUUUCUGCAAAGUGCACUGAAUUGCUAAAAGCUGACUUGAGUCUUGUCCUGUUCUUCAGUUCUUUGGCCAUUUUGGACUUCGGAGAGCCUGAAAGUUCGAUACGUAACGCAGUGAAACAGGAGAGGUCACCUUUGAAUCAGCUUCCACUGUUGGGCGUUAGCCACAGUCUGUCAUAUUUGUCUUGUAGAUUUUAAAUGUUGAUUUUAAUAUUUUCAAUUCCGUAUGUGUGCAAACAGAUAUGGGCACCAUGAAAUGCACAUUCAGUGCCUUUCCCCCUUUAUCAGAACAUUCGGUGGCUAGCCAAAGUUUAGAUUUUCUGUUAAAUUAAAUACAUUAGAUGGACAUAUGCUUAGCAUUGUUUCUCAGAAUGUUGCCCACAGAGCACCUGCAUCACUCGAGGAGCUGGUUGAAAAGGUAGAUUCCUGGGCCCAACUGUAGACCCUCCAAGUCAAAGUUUCUUCUUGUUGGGCCUUGGACUCUUCAUUUUAACAGGCUCCUCCCUUCUGCCACCCCAGAAGUUUUGAAUCAAUGCAAAAGACAUUGGAAACUCCUAAGAGGUUUUGUGCUUUCAGACUUUUCCUCCCUUUGAUGGGAUGAUUGGGUUUCUCACUCAGCAGGAAGAAGAGACAGCAGUGUUGUUGGCUGGCCUCUUGAGGCCCACGCUCUCGCUCUCUGUUCGCUGUGACGUCAGCCUGGUGCUGCAGGUUUGUGAGGUACAGGUCUCUAGUCAAACUCUGAUGCCUGAACUUCAGGAGGAAAAUGGGUGUGUGUUUUUGUUCCAUAAAAAGAACUUUAGGAACUGUAGCCAUUUCAUUGCCUUAAUUUUAAGAAGAAAAUACAAAAAAGAGAUUUGUUUUAGUAAGAAAUCAAGUCUUGAUGCUUCAGAGUUGGUUCAGGGUGUUAGCUGCUAUGAACCCGGUGCCCUUUUGAUCGUGUAUUUAUGUUGGGUUUAGAGUGAAGUGAAAGUCUCAUUCACAUGUAGUCUAACUUUUUGGGUAUGUUUCUCUUCAGCCAUGGAGCCCAUGGCUGGUAAUCUAUUCUGAAUGGCUUGCUUAAGCAAUAACUACUUUAAAGGAUGUGAAUUACUGAUUCAUACAGACUAUUAUACGUUGGGGCAUUUGGGGCAAUAAUUACGCUGGAGUGGACGUUCUCCUUAUUUCACAGGAGCCAUGCACAGUUCAUUUAAGAGACUAAAAAAUUCCUGUUUAGGUCCCUCUGGUUUGAUUUUUCUAAUCAGGAGUUUGGCACCUGCUGCCGUGCUCUCCUGGGCUCCGCGUGCCGGCUCCUGCUGCGGAAGUGGGAGCGGACAGGCUGACUUCUAGACUGCAGGGUCAGAGCCCACAGCACAGUGACAGCCAGGGGGCGGGCCUGCUCCCGCCGCCGUGCCCUCGACCCCGGCACGCCCCGCUGUCCCUCGAAUGUAGUCUCCACAUCUGCAUGGCGUCUAGCGUACGCACCUUCACACGUGAUGCUGUGCAGAACUGUGUGUAACUCUGUGCUACUAACAGUUAACAAAACCGGAGCAUCUAAAUUACAGCCAGCCUGGCCAUGUGAUGUUAGACACGAGUGAAUGCAGAGCCGAAGGCCGUAACUUUUUGAGGAACUUUACUCCUAAUCGAUGACUGCUGAUUAAUAAAUGAGGUGGAGCAAAAACAUCUUAAAAGACAGCUAGGAAAAAAAAAUUAUCACUCUUCAUGAAAUCCACAUAUUGUAUUUUUAAGAACACUUUGAACAAGUGCAUUUAUUCUUAGGUUUCUUCUUUUUUCCCCUUAACUUGUGGCAAUAUUCUUUCUUGGUGUUUUGUGUUUCCCAGCCCCCUCACGCUUUCUUAAGAGUUGUGAGCAGUGUGUAUCUGUGUGUUCGAUAAGAAUAGUCCCUUUGACAAAGGACACUGAAAUACACAACCGAGUGGGUAGGUCUGCCACGACAAAACUAUAAUCAAAUUAUUACUAUAAAUAAAGAUGAGUAGGAAAGAAAUACCUUGGUAGAUAAAAAGGUGUCAGUAUUUAAUAACUUCUUCCAGACAGAAAUGUAUUUUAUAAAUUUGUCCAGAUUUUAUUAUAGUACUGCAAUUUCAUUAGAUCCAUUUCAGUUAAAGUGAGACUUACUUCAGAUUGGACCAAAUAAUGUUUCUGGUAUCACCUUAACGUUGAUUAGUGGCAAACUGGAAGAAGAAGCAACCCCCAUUUUCUAGGUAAUGGGGAUGCCACUCUAAUUGCAGCGGCUAAGACUUCUUUUCAGGGUGUUUGUGUUAAUGUUUGCCUGAUUGAAUACUCGUCCGGUUUUGUCUUUGGCUGUGUGUUUUGACUCUAGUUUGGGGGGGGCGGGGUUCAUGUUCUUGGCCCAAUGGAUAUAAAGAACACUGGCUUAAUUCUAGUAAAUUGAUUUUUACUGUCAAAACUAAGUUGUUAAAAGAGUUUUAAAAACAAAAACAUCAUCUGUGCCCCCCUUUUUGUGUGUUAAAGGGACACUGUCAAGGAUAUGAGUUUUAGAAUUCUGUGUUUUAUAAAAUUUCUUUUGUUCGUGUAUAGCAUCCUUUAACUUCUUGUUUUCAGUUCUUUGACUUAUUUCUUAUUUUAUUUUCCUUGCCCAUUUGUUUCCCAAAGGCACAGUCACUAAGGACUUGGUCCUUACACAAUUUGUAUCCAUAUAACAGCACCUAUAACUAUUCUUGUAACUAUUCAAAGGACUGGUUUGUUUUUUGGGUUCAGUGGGAGGCUGCCUGGGUAGCUAAACUGCUUGGCGGGAUUUCACCGUGUCCUUCCCAGCUGGGUCUUUUCUGCCUUGCUGUCUCUGGAUCUGCUGGAAGACGGGGGCAUGUUAACGUCACUGCAUUGAGUUUUUUUUGUCUGGUUUAAAGUGUGACAUCUUAUGUAGAACGACAACAACAAAAAAACCUUUGCAAUAUUUUUUAAAGAAUUUAGUCUUCCCUGUAAACCACGUUUCUAAUUACAUUACAUUACUCUGUUCAGAUAUGAUGGUUACUGCCUUUUUCAGUUUUCACUUCAAAACCAAGCAUCUCUAUAAUUUCCCCCCAGUCAGCAAUAUUUAACACUCCCCUUAUGUCUUCAGUGAACCUUUCUCUUUUACCAAGAUGUCAAGUCUUUGUCUUUCUAAUACCACCAUAUAUCCUGUUUCCGUUUAUAUCUGUGUGAAUCCCUUGAGUGUUGAAGGUAACUGGCUUUCAGUUUCAAGGGUUUCGGGUUGGAGUCUCCUACUAUUAAGUGUCAGUUGAACCCUUGACAGACUCUUGUCUGUUACAGUUCUGCUUGUUUGCCACUUAUCACCAGAAGUGGCCGCCAUUAAACCUUACUAAGUUAGCGGUCUCUGACGGGUAAUUAUCAUAAUUGGUUCCUGAGUAAAAUAUUAGCUGUUAAAGGCAGAAGGGACCUAAGUACUUUCUUAGUGGUGGUGUUGGUUUUUUUUUUUUUUUUAAACCAGAGAAUAAGGAACUGAUUGGAUAUAAGUUUUUAACAUAAUUUUCUAUAAAUUCUUCUACAAAACAGCAUAGCUGAUCUGAGGAUGUAAUAAUGUUUUAAAUUAUUUUUAAAUGUAAGUGGGUAUUCUCUGAUUUGGCAAAACACUACAUUUAAGAAUUAGUUAAAAACUGAUUUUCUAAAAUUAACCAAUGUCCAAAUUAAGCAUAUUGGCUGAGCUCAAAUUGAUUUGAAGUGCCCUGGUUCAGGCUGAACUUUAGAUGUGUAACUUGGAUGUGAGAAAUGUGAGAUAUUCCUGACUGAUUAUAUUGGGAACCCAUGACAUAGCCAAAGAAUCUGUUUGGUCCACGCGAAGACACAAAUUUAAUCACGGCCGUCCGUUCUGUUUUAAAGAGGACGGAUGAGCUGUUUCUGGCCCAUAGUGCUCUCUGCUUCGGAAGGACAAACACGCCACGAGGGCUUUGGUGGUGGUUGCGAGGCGCAGCUUGCACGUUACACUCUGGAGACACACAAACCAUCGUCAUCCACAUCCACCGGGGCUUUACUCCUUACGUAUCCCAGGCCUCCUCACCGGCAGAGAGAAGUUUUCUCCUUCUCGGUCUUCCUAGCUAUUAGGAGCUGUCAGCUAUGUACUAAUAGCUCAUUUUCCUGGCCUGAAAAUAAAAAUACUGUAUCCGCACUAUGUACCUGAUGGGGAUCUGACCUCAAGUGUGUUCUGAGCCCAGGCUUCCUGGCGUGGUGUCUUUUACCACACAAAAUUAUGACAAAUUGCAAAUACUGGUAUUGUGAUUUGGUUCUCUGUACAAAGAAAGAAACUCCAUGCAGUGAGUUUGUGGUUUAAUGGUCACAAAAUGUUAGCACUGCUACCAUUCAGCACGUGUAAAAUUUUUUAAAUUUAUAAAUAUUAAAAUUUUAAACUUACA
Molecule: messenger RNA, 8216 nt
Organism: Hyaena hyaena (striped hyena)
Lineage: Eukaryota; Metazoa; Chordata; Mammalia; Carnivora; Hyaenidae
Gene: XPO4
Product: exportin 4
Exons: 23
Coding region: 452-3826 (1124 amino acids)
Biological process (GO): protein export from nucleus
Cellular component (GO): cytoplasm; nuclear pore
Molecular function (GO): nuclear export signal receptor activity
Source: RefSeq, a predicted model, not a curated record